AGUGGGUUUAUUCGAACCCUUUGAAGAAACCCGAACCCUCACACCCUGUGCGGCGCCCCCUCAUCAAUGGCGAAAGGAUCAAACAGUCGAAAAAGCAACAAGAAAACCCCUCAAAAACCACUUCCUGAUUUCUCCGAUUCCGAUUUGGACGACGAUAUUGAUGUUUUUCAUAAGCAGAGAGACGUUGUUCCAUUGGAUUUAGAUAAUGAUGUUGGGGAUUCUGAUGAAGAUAAUGAUCAACAUGUCUUUGAACUUGAGGAUGAUAGUGAUGAUGAUGAGGAUGAGGAUGAAGAUGACUCUGAGGAGGACACAGGCUUUGCUGCAAAAAUCGCGAAGCAACAGAAAAGUUUAAAAGCAAAGCUUGGUGGGGCCGAGGAUGAAACACAAGAUGAUGUCGAGGAUGAUGAAAGGAAACCUAUUGCAUGGGGAAGGGGCAAAAACAUAUAUUAUGGACGAGAUACGGGGGAUUCGAGUGAGGAGGAGCAAGAAGAAGAGAUUAGGAGGCAACUAACCGAAAAAGAAAAAAAAUAUUCAAACGCAGAUCUCGGUCUUGAAGAUGAUAGUGAAGAAGAACCUACAUUCGAGAAUUUGAGUAAGGGAAAAGGCCGAUCAAAAGCUACGGUAGGCCAUGACGCCCAAGAUGAAACCGACACUGAGGUAGUUACGAAGGAUCCAAAUGCUUUGUCAAAAGAAGAACAAAUGGAUGUUGUAUACAAUUCAGCUCCGGAAUUAGUCGGUUUGUUGUCAGAGUUAAGUGAAGCUGUUGACCAGCUUGAGACUAAAAUUGACCCGAUUAUAAGCAAGCUUAAAGAAGUAAAGAGUAUAAAUAAAAAUGGCGUACAAUAUAUGGAGGUGAAGAAACAACUUCUACUGUCGUAUUGUCAAGCAAUCAGCUUUUAUCUUCUUCUCAAAUCCGAAGGUCAUCCAGUUCGUGAUCACCCCGUUCUUGCUCGCAUCGUGGAGAUUAAAAACUUGUUAGAUAAAAUGAAAACACUCGAUGAAAAUCUAGCAUCUGACGUUGAAGAUUUUCUCAAGAACCAUGCUACUGCUAAAACGGAGGAUUCUCCUAUGGAGAUAGAAGCGGUUGAAUCGAUUUCUUUAAUCAAUGAUUCAAGUACCACCGAAACACAAAAAGAAUCUCCUGUGGUACCGAAGACGGAUUCUACAUUGGAUCUUGACAACGGAGGAAAACGUAAGCCCGGGAGUGAAAAAAUUGGGUUGCAGAGUGCGGAAAUGUUGAAAGUAAGAGCUGCACUUGAGGAGAAAUUGAAGCAGAAAGGUGUAUUCAACUUAAAGGCGACACAAACCGAUGGGGUUAAGAAGAAUUCAAAACCAUUAAACGGAAAGCUAGAGACCCGUGAUGAUUUCGAUGAUGAUACUUUCGAUAUCGAAGGAAACCAAAAUAAAUCGUUAAAUAAACUGUCUCAGCUUGUAACGCAGAAGAAAAAACCGAGGGUUGUAUCUGGAGAUGAUGAUUUACCUACACGAGAUGACAUCGGAGAAAGGCGAAGAAAACACGAAAUGCGCGUUUUGACAAACGCUGGAAUUCACUCUGACGAUGAUGAUCUUCAAGAAAAUGAGCGUGAAACCUCGGAAGUUGACGAAGACGGUGAGACUGAAGAUGGUGAUAGCGACUCAGAAUCCGAUCUUUACGAACAAACCAAAUUGAAACGCGAUGCCAAAUUAGCUGCUAAAUCACAGAAAUAUUCCAGAACUACACCUUCAGAUGUUGCAGCACCUGAAACUCAACUAGAUGGAAAACGUCACAUCAAUUACGAGAUGGAGAAGAAUAGAGGGUUGACUCGUAAACGCAACAAGGAUCUUAAAAACCCGAGAAAGAAGUACAAGUUGAAACACAAGAAGAAAGAAGUUGCGAGGAAAGGGCAAGUACGGGAUAUUAGGAAGCCCGCCGGUCCUUAUGGCGGGGAAGCUUCUGGAAUCAAUACGAUCAGCAAAAGUAUCAGAUUCAAGAGUUGAGCAUUGUUUUUUUACUUUGUAUUAAGGAUAAUAUUAUGAGGUUAACACAAAUUUUGCUGUCAGAUGGUGUACCAAACUUUUACAUAGUUAUUGAUUUUUAGAUAUCUUUAUAUUUGAGAUAUAAAAUUUCUACCUAAUUUUGGCUA
This is a messenger RNA of Helianthus annuus (common sunflower), 2123 nucleotides long. RefSeq names its product something about silencing protein 10. Bases 67 to 1977 code for a protein of 636 amino acids. The transcript has 14 exons. NCBI's taxonomy places the organism in Eukaryota, Viridiplantae, Streptophyta, Magnoliopsida, Asterales, Asteraceae. Gene Ontology annotation, biological process: maturation of SSU-rRNA from tricistronic rRNA transcript (SSU-rRNA, 5.8S rRNA, LSU-rRNA). The record is from RefSeq and is a predicted model, not a curated record. Gene Ontology annotation, cellular component: small-subunit processome; nucleolus.